GCACCCUCGCCCGGACCUGAUCCACCUGAGCCACCGUGCAAGCUGUCCGAGCACAUGGGGAAUCUCCUUGACAACCCUAUGUUCAGCGAUUUCACAAUCUGCGUGGGCGGUCAAGAGCUCAAGGCGCACAAGGCCAUCCUGGCAGCUUGCAGUGUAGUCUUUGCGGCCAUGUUUCAUAAUGGGAUGGAGGGGCGUAAGAUGAAACGUUUGGUCAUAACCGACGUAGAGGAUCCAGAGGUCCUAAAGGAAACGCUGCGUUUCAUAUACACGGGCAAAGCGCCCAAUGUGGGAAACAUGGCUGAUGAACUCCUAGCCGCAGCCGAUGAGUUUGCACUCGAAAAGCUGAAAGUGAUGUGCAAGAAGGAGCUGUGCGCCAAUCUCUCGGUGGAAAAGGCAGCCGAUAGUCUUAUACUAGCAGAUCUCUACAGUGCGGAUCAAUUGAAGGCACAAACGCUUGAAUUCAUAAGUUCCCAUGCCAGCGAUGUGGUGGAAACCUCCGGAUGGCGAAAUAUGAUCGAUAGUCACUUACAUUUGGUAGCGGAGGCAUUUCAUGCGCUGGCCACGACACAAAUUCCAACAAUUGGACCACCAAGCAAACGCAUUAGAAUGCGUUAAGAAAAUACAAUGCAAAAACUGCACGAACCAUAGUAAUAAUAAGAACUUCAACAACAGCAGCAGCAAAUCGUACACCAAAGAAAAUCAACAACCAACAACAAAAUCAAUCAAUGCCAACAAUCGACUCAACAAUUGCAAUAUGAAUGAGAUCUUAUAUUGUUUCGUUUGGUUUCGAUUUCCAUCCUUCCAAAAUUGAAUUGAUAUGUGAUAUAUUUGUUGAUUGAAUAUUACCUGUGAUUUAUAAUUCUUCGAGUCAUAACUAUUAAAAAUUAA
Drosophila subpulchrella is the source of this 888-nucleotide messenger RNA. Its product is annotated as protein roadkill-like. The transcript has a single exon. Gene Ontology annotation, molecular function: ubiquitin protein ligase binding. NCBI's taxonomy places the organism in Eukaryota, Metazoa, Arthropoda, Insecta, Diptera, Drosophilidae. Gene Ontology annotation, cellular component: nucleus; cytoplasm. The record is from RefSeq and is a predicted model, not a curated record. Gene Ontology annotation, biological process: regulation of proteolysis; proteasome-mediated ubiquitin-dependent protein catabolic process. The annotation marks the transcript as partial.